This is a messenger RNA of Drosophila gunungcola (fruit fly), 3514 nucleotides long. It is a transcript of the gene PIG-O, whose product is annotated as GPI ethanolamine phosphate transferase 3. The record is from RefSeq and is a predicted model, not a curated record. The coding region runs from base 281 to 3514 and encodes 1077 amino acids. Gene Ontology annotation, biological process: GPI anchor biosynthetic process. Gene Ontology annotation, molecular function: mannose-ethanolamine phosphotransferase activity. Lineage: Eukaryota; Metazoa; Arthropoda; Insecta; Diptera; Drosophilidae. The transcript has 6 exons. Gene Ontology annotation, cellular component: endoplasmic reticulum membrane.
CAAUUUUUUUCUGCAACCCAUAAGAAAAUCUUUGAAAAUGACGAAUUUUAAAUGAAAACAGCGACCAAAGAGAGCGCAUCGUGAUGCCGGAGACUUAAUAAACCGCUCCGAAAUAAAGUGCAAUUAAAAUACAUAGUUUUAUACAACGGAAACCGGCUGGCGAGCGGAAGAAAGAAUAACCAUCCACUCCACCAGCAUUGUUCUAAAUGACGAAAAGUUUAUUACUCAUUAAAGCAAAAGCAUUUGUGUGCCUAGUUAGUUAAUUAAUCAAAGUCGGACGAUGAACUUGACGUACUUGUUCGUGCUCAUUUGGCUGGCCUUCCUCAUUAGCAGCGGUGUGCUGCUUUUCUCGCGCGGAUUCCUGCUGGCCCGUGUCUCAAAAACUGAGACGAGCACCUGCCGCCGAUUGUCCACUAAUCCCAAUGCUGAGUACGUCCUCACCGAUGAGGUUGUGAACGAGAUUUUCAAGGAUGUCAACGCCUCCUCCAAUCUGUGUCUUCCGCAAAAAUCGAAGGUCAUUGUCCUGGUUGUGGAUGCCCUGAAAUACGAAUUUGGCCUAUACAAAGAGAACGUCAACGAUCCUCUGCCCUAUGAAAACAAAUUGGUUGUGCUGCAGGAGCUGCUGAGGGAGAGCCCCGAUCACGCUCGGUUGAUGAGAUUUAGGGCGGAUCCGCCCACCACCACGUUGCAGCGUCUGAAGGGACUCACCACCGGCAGCCUGCCCACUUUUAUAGACAUCGGCUCCAACUUUGCCUCGCCGGAGAUCAACGAGGACAAUGUCAUCGACCAAAUUGUCAAGAGCGACCUGCCGCUGGUCUUCCUGGGCGAUAGCACCUGGACGGAUCUGUAUCCGCGCCGCUUCAAGCGCUCCUACUCCUAUCCCAGCUUCGAUAUAUUCGAUCUGGACAGCGUGGACAAUCAGAUACUGAAGCACCUGCCCAAGGAGCUGGCCAGCGAUGACUGGCAGGUGCUGGUGGCCCACUUCCUGGGCGUGGAUCACUGUGGACACAAGCACGGACCCAUGCACGAGGAAAUGGCGCGCAAACUGGGCGAGAUGAACGAGGUGAUAAGAGACGUGGUGGCGGCCAUGGACAAUGACACCACGCUGUUGGUAAUGGGCGACCAUGGCAUGACGGCUUCCGGAGAUCAUGGCGGCGACACCGAUGACGAAACCAAUGCUCUGCUGUUUGCCUACUCCAAGCAGCACAGAUUCUAUGGCAAUGAUUCGGGCUCAGAUAGCGAAAUGCUGCAGCAGAUUGAUCUGGUGCCCACACUGGCGACCAUACUCGGCGUACCGAUACCCUACUCGAAUCUGGGCCUGGUCAAUUUCAACAUUGUGCCCGAUUUGCAAGUGCCGCACUUGAACAAGUUCCAGACCCUGCUGCUGCACUCCUGGCAGAAUGCCCAGCAAAUCUAUCGCUACUUCUUCCAAUAUGCUUUGGAGAACAAGCGCACGUUUAAUGUGGAGCAAAUGGACCGACUGGAGACGGAGUUCAUACUGCUCACCCACCGAGUACAGACCGUUUACAACGAGGUGGCCUACAAGUCCUUUGUAAGGGAUCUGAAUACAAAUCUGCGCGACAUUCUUGGCACCUGCCGAGAGAUCUGGGUGAGGUUCGAUCCCACGCAGAUGUCGCAGGGCCUCCUCUUUAGCUUCCUGCCCUUGUUCUUCAUCUUCCUGCUGGUGAACAACUCGCGACCGGCGGACUAUGCGCACAUCUUCAAGGCCAAGGAGGUCUUCUACACGUACCUCAUUAACUUGGCCGCUGGUGUCUUUGGCUACCGCUACUACAAGACUUUCUCCUUCAAGACCGAGGAACAUGGAGUGAUCUUCUUUACGGCCCUGUCAAGUGCCGUCAUCCUGGCAUUCCACACGCUGCGCCACUGGACCAACAUUGCCACCAACUGGUCGGCCGUUAGGCGCUUUGGGCACAUGCCCACGCGUCUGCUGCUUUUUGCCUCCAUGGCUGUGUUCUUCUCGAACAGCUUCGUCAUCCAGGAGGCCAAGAUCUUGUCGUACCUCUUGGCGGCAUCCAUUCUCCUGCUAUCGCACGAACUGCUGCGUCUGAGUGCCCGCUUGGAUUUCAGGACCAAAUUCAAGGCCUCCCAGUUCCUGCGCUCCACCGCUUUAAGAUUGAUCCUGGCCAGCAUUUUGGCGAUAUGCCUGAUACGCUUUGCCUACACGCUGUUCCGUUGCCGCGAGGAGCAGGGCAAUUGCUCGGACUUCGCCAACAGCGGUGGUGCAGGAUUCUCGAUCAAGAAACCGGGCACCGGCAAGACCUACAUCCUGGCCGUGGUUGUUCUCGUGGUGUACACCACACUGACUCGCUUGUAUCUCCGUUCCUGCGGCAACCUGACUGGCAACUCGCCAAACGUAUUGCUGGCUCGUUAUGGACCCACGGUGGCCUCCAUUUGCGCCGGCGGCCAUGUGCUGCUCGCCAACAGCGCCAUCAAGAACAUACAACGCACCCACAUCGAUGCCAUGGCUCUGGUCAUCUACGCCCUACUACUGGUGCAGAUCAUAGUGGUUUCUUGGGCUCCGCUGAUGACCUUCGUGCUGCCCCCCAGAAGUGCUCACACUGUGACCAUCAACGGCAGCGAGAGCAUUGUGCCGGAAAUCUUCCGGAAGAUGAAGCGAAUGUACGAGGGCGAUGACGAUGAGCGGCGCAAUCAGAUCCCGGUGGUAUACGGCUUGGCCACUGUCUACUCCUCCAUUGUCAUUGCCUUUGGCGUCUUCCUGGCCUUGGUGAUGAUCGUCCUCCUGGAACCGCGUGCUUCAAUUGGUUUGAUUGUUUGCGUGGCCGUGGGAGCCAUUCUGCUGAGUGUGCAUGGCAUACUACGUUACCGCACUGCCAGUAGUUUUGAGAGCUGCGUGCAGCCCACUUUUACGGCCCUGGUUGGCUGGUUCCUGUUGGCCCAUUUCUGCUUUUUUGCCACCUCGCAUCAGACGACGCUGUCGCAGAUUGAGUGGCGAGCCGCCUUUGUGGGUCGCACCACUGGCAUCGGGCAGUCGAAUCUUAUAUCCGGCUCUCUGGUGAUCCUAAACACCUUUUGCGGACCCAUUUUCUUCUUCUGCAUGUACUCCCUGCUUAGUACGGAGACUUUCUCGCUGUUUGCCCUGUUUCCCAACCUCAUCCGGAGCUGCAGAAGUGGCGGGAAAGCGGAUGCGAGCACCUCCAUGUCGGAUUUGGCCAACGAGGCGGUUGGCUUUGAUAUGACAAGGGGUGAGCUGACUUUGUACGAGUACGAGGAUGUAUUCCUGGGAGCUGGAUUCAAGCUGGCCACACAGUUCUUUAUGCUGCAGGGACUCAAGAUAUUCUGUGCCAUGAUGGCCUGCACCAUUCACUGUCGCCAUUUAAUGGUUUGGAAGAUCUUUGCGCCGCGUUUCAUCUACGAGGCCCUCGCCACGUUCGUCAGCCUGCCCGCCUUGAUUGUGGGCUAUCUGCUGGUGCUCCGCAUCCAUCGCGCUGUGGACACCCUCAUCAAGCGCAUCAACAAGACCAAGGUCCACUAG